CUUCUCGUAACACUCCAGGCAUGCUGUCGUUACCCCGCAACCCCCACCUCCGUCAUCUACUCCAACCAAGCCACCGUCUGCUGUCUUUCUCGAUUCCGUCUCGCCAGUUUUCAUUCACCAAUCGCACCAUGGCUCAAGAGUACAAGCUCAAGGGCGUGACCUCGCUGUCACUCAAGCCCGGUCAGAAGCAGGAGGCGGAAGUCGAGGGCGUCGACGCUAAAGUCCUUCUCGUAGGCCUUCAGACGGCUGGAAAGGUCGAGGUGCAAGCAGUUGGUGCCAGAUGCACCCAUUACGGCGCUCCGUUGGUCAAGGGCGUCUUGACCACCACGGGACACCUCACUUGCCCCUGGCAUGGAGCUUGCUUUUCUGCCAAAACCGGCGACGUAGAAGAUUCACCAGCCUUGGAUGCCCUCCCCGUCUUUCCUCUCACUGAGCGAGAUGGUGCAUUCUACAUUACCGCCGAAGCAGCCACUAUCAAAAGCUCCAGCAGGAAGCCCAACUUCCAGUGCAGUGUCUCGAGUGACUCCAAAGACAGAGUCGUCGUCGUUGGUGGUGGCUCUGGUGCUCUCGGCGUGGUCGAAGGGCUUCGUGAAAAGGGCUACAGAGGCCAUCUCACCGUCAUCUCCAAGGAGGGCUAUCUCCCCAUUGACAGGCCCAAGCUGAGCAAGGCGUUAAUCACAGACGCCGCCAGGUUGGCAUGGCGGGACAAGAGCUGGUUCGACAGCGGCUCGGUUGAGUGGGUUGACGGCGAAGUCAAUGGUGUCGACUUUUCUGAUCGACACGUUACAACCGCGACUGGGAGCAAGAUUCCCUACACCAAGCUGGUUCUCGCAACUGGAGCGACCCCCAGGACUCUCCCUCUUCAAGGCUUCAAGGAGCUCGGCAACAUCUUUACGCUACGCACUAUUCACGAUACCAAGAAGAUUGUAGCCGCCAUCGGAGACAAGGGCAAGAAGAUUGUCAUCAUCGGCUCGUCCUUUAUUGGCAUGGAAAUUGCCAUCGCCACUGGCGGCGACAACUCAGUGACCGUUGUGGGCAUGGAAAAGGUUCCUCUCGAGCGUGUUCUUGGCGAGCAGGUCGGCGCGGGCAUCCAGAAAGCCUUGGAGGGCAAGGGCAUCAAGUUUUACAUGAGCGCUGGUGUUGACAAGGCCGAGCCGUCCAGCUCGGAUGCCUCCAAGGUGGGUGCUGUCUUCCUCAAGGAUGGCACCAAGCUUGAUGCAGAUCUCGUCAUCUUGGGAGUCGGUGUAUCCCCCGAAACUACCUUUCUCAAGGACAACAAGGCUGUCCAGCUGCGACAGGAUGGGUCUCUUGAGACCGAUUCUCACUUUGCUGUUGCUGGACUCUCAGACGUCUACGCCAUCGGAGACAUUGCUUCGUACCCUUACCAAGGCCCUGGGGGAAAUGGAGCUCUCGUCCGAAUCGAGCACUGGAACGUUGCCCAGAACGCGGGCCGGGCUGUUGCUUCGCACAUUGUGGACCCAUCUCUCACCAGCCAGCAGUUUAUCCCCGUCUUCUGGUCUGCCCUGGGGGCUCAGCUGCGGUACAGCGGCAACACUGCUGCCUCGGGAUGGGAUGAUGUCGUCUUGGAUGGAGAUGUAGCCGCAAGCAAGUUUGUCGCAUACUACACUAAGGGCGAAACCGUCGUGGCAGUUGCGUCCCAAGGCCGCGACCCGACUGUGAUGCAGGUGUCUGCUCUGUUGAAGCUUGGCAAGGCGCCAACCAAGAGCCAGCUGCAAAGUGGCGUGGAUGUAUUUAGCAUUGACGUGUCGGCCUAGUGGCGAUGUAGACUAAGCAUAGUAUAACGAUCAAUGAUACUGAUGACGUGCCUUUGCUUCUGG
Messenger RNA from Trichoderma virens Gv29-8, 1838 nucleotides. RefSeq lists its product as uncharacterized. The record is from RefSeq and is a predicted model, not a curated record. Gene Ontology annotation, cellular component: cytoplasm. The transcript is spliced from 2 exons. NCBI's taxonomy places the organism in Eukaryota, Fungi, Ascomycota, Sordariomycetes, Hypocreales, Hypocreaceae. Gene Ontology annotation, molecular function: flavin adenine dinucleotide binding; 2 iron, 2 sulfur cluster binding; oxidoreductase activity, acting on NAD(P)H. The coding region runs from base 129 to 1775 and encodes 548 amino acids.